This is a messenger RNA of Argiope bruennichi, 1899 nucleotides long. RefSeq lists its product as uncharacterized. Bases 1 to 1866 code for a protein of 621 amino acids. Gene Ontology annotation, biological process: negative regulation of centriole replication. The record is from RefSeq and is a predicted model, not a curated record. Gene Ontology annotation, molecular function: microtubule binding. NCBI's taxonomy places the organism in Eukaryota, Metazoa, Arthropoda, Arachnida, Araneae, Araneidae. The transcript is spliced from 16 exons.
AUGGUUCUACAUCCAAUACUUGUCCGAUGCCCAAAGAGGAGAAGAAAUCAAGAGGAUUUUCGCUUAUUCCGUAACUCUGAGUAUAAGAGAAAUUAUGUGUGGCAUCAACAAUACAAACCUCUGGCACAAGAAGUUGUUAGUGUUGCUCCGCAGGCAGCUAUCAAAGAGAUUGGAUUACAAAGAAGAAAGCAGUACCCUGAUCUUGCUCAUCGGAGUCAUGAAGUAUUUCGUCAUGAUGUUGGACAACAUUUAAAAGAUGUUGAUACCAGAGCUAGAAGUGAAGAGCGGGAUGCUGGUUUACUUUCAAAAUCAGGUCCACGUAGUCGUUCUGCUGAACCUGGCAUGAACCAUCAGCAGCAGAAAUCAAUCAUGGUGCAGAGUUUUCCUCCUAUUACAUCUGGACGUGUGUCUAAGCUUCCCAAAACAGAAGAAUUUCCAAAUGUUUCUGAAGAGCCAUGUGAGACUAGUGAAUAUAAAGCAAAAUUUGCUUGGCCUCGAAAAAAUGAUGAUCAGGUGCCAUGUAUGGCUAGAAAAUCUGUUUCUAUGAAUGUAAUUAAAAGUUCUGAAGAUGCAGUGGAUUCUUUGCACAAAUCAAAAUUAGCUCCUGUUCAUAGACCAUGUGUGGUGCAUAGAGAAUUAACUAGUUCAGAAAAGCCUCCUGAUGGUAAAAAGAAGAUCAAAACAGAAUAUAAAGCAAAAUAUAAACCUUUUACUUCUUAUGUAUAUGUGGAUGGAGAAUGGAAGAAGACAUCUAGACUUAUGAAGGUACCUGAAAAAGUAGCUAUAGAUCAUGCUGAACCUUGGAUUGUUGAAGUUGCUGAAAGAUUACAGAAGGCUAAUGAGUAUCGCUGUAGAGGCCAUGGUCAUACUAUAUAUGGUGACGAAUUAGCUGAUAAUUACAAGCAGCUCUGUGAUCCUUCAGUUCGACCAAAGAGAGAACCUGUUGAAAUUCAGCUUAUUAAACCAAAGUGUCACCAAACCACUUCAAAAAAGGGCGAGACUAAGAAAAAAGAAGUUCAUACUGAUAUUUCAGGAGAAAAGAAACAUGAAAAGGAACCAAAAAAACAAACACUAAGGAGACCAAAAUCUGCAGAACCAGCUAAGGCUAAAGAAACUGUGAAAUACAAGCGUCCUGCAACAACGCCUCCAGCAAAGUCUAGUUCUCACUCACUGCCAUUUAAAAAAAGAAUGCCUAAACUUGAUGAAGUUGAAAAAAUUCCAAAAGCUAAAAUUGGGAAGAAACAAAAGGAUGAUGCUACAAAACCAACAUCUGCUUCCAAGAAAACUCAACAAUCCCCUUCCCUUAGCAGUGGGGGGAAGGUCUGGCUGCAGGCCGGUCAACCAACUUCAACAACUACAGAGAAAGAUGAUUUCCCUGUAAAAGAGCACUCGGAUGCUGUGAGGCCUUCCUCUUUGUCACCAAUUCCAUCAGCUUCUUUAUCCAAGCAAGAACCUCAAAAUGUUUCCGAUAAUGCUGAAACCACUAAAGUAAAUGAACAAGAACCAUUAGAUGAAGUUAAACCUGUUGUGCCACAAUCCUCUGUUGUUCCUUUGACCCAUGUCCGAACUCCUGAAGAGGUGACCGGUGUUAAGAGCCCUGAUCCUGAAAACUGGACAGUUCCAAUUGAAAGCAGUGAACGCCUAGAAUGGAGUGGAGUUAAUACAUCUGAAGCACCUUUAAAAAUAAAAACUCCAGAAGAAGUAAGUGAGAAGUUGUCAAAAAUGAAUAUUUCUGAUGAACCAGUGCCUAAUGUAGCAGAACCACAAGAAGGUAGUAGCACUUCAAGCUCUGGUAAAUUAACAUCUGCUAAUGUUUUAGACAGAGCCCGAAGCAGACUUGAUCAAUUUUGGGGAAAAAAUAAGUGAUUGAUAGUUUUGAAUAUAUAAAAUAAAUUAAUU